Molecule: messenger RNA, 4341 nt
Organism: Danio rerio (zebrafish)
Lineage: Eukaryota; Metazoa; Chordata; Actinopteri; Cypriniformes; Danionidae
Source: RefSeq, a predicted model, not a curated record
CAGUCAGUCAGUCAGUAAAGCAGAAGGUGUCCGGACAGUCAUGAUGCGCUCGCGGGAUUUAUCCACGGAUUUAAUGUGAAUUAUCGAUAAAUGGGGUCUGUGAGAUGGAAAACACAUCAGCAGUGGCUGAUUAUAUUCUGGAUUUUAUCGUUUUCAGGUGUGUUUGGCUUCAGUGAGUUAUGGUUCUCCAUCGAGCCUCAGGAUGUGAGUGUAUCUGCGGGUCAGCAUGUUGUUCUGGACUGUCAGGCCGGAGGCGAGUCUCCCGUAAGCGUACGUUGGCGGAAAAACGGCGUCCAGAUCCAAGAGAGCGAGUGUGUGCGCUUGCUGUCCAACGGCUCGCUCUGUGUGUCCAAUUUGACCCAGCAGAGAGAUGAGGGUUACUACCAAUGCAUCGCUAACAACCAAUACGGAGCCAUCAUCAGCCACAGAGCCCGGCUUACAAUCACAGGAUCACUGUUUUGCCAAAUGGAGUCCUGCAGAUUCGCAAUGUGACAAUGAGGGAUGCGGGGAAAUAUCGCUGCGUCGCUGCAAACGCAGCCAGUCGAGUGACGAGCCGAGAGGCCGAGCUGGUCCUCAUCCCAGCGGGGGGUCCGAGGCGUCUCCUGAAACCGCUCAUCAUUGCAGGCCCCCAAAAUAUCAGCGUGGCUCUGCAUCAGCCGGUGGUUCUGGAGUGUUUGGCUGAAGGAAACCCUCGGCCGCUCGUGUCCUGGAGCCGUGCCGACUCUAAACCAAUUGACGUUUCUGCAGCAAGUGUUCUGGGAAACGGUAACCUGAUGAUCUCUGCUGUUAAAGCGCACCAUAGUGGGACGUAUGUGUGCCGUGCAACGACACCGGGAACACGAAACUACACCACGGCGGCCGGAAACGUCACCGUACUCCUUCCUCCAUCUUUGGUGGAGAAACCAGAGAGUCAGACUCGACCCCGAGCCGGGACGGCCCGUUUUAGCUGUCAGGCUGAAGGUACACCAACACCCCAAAUCACCUGGUUUAAGAACGGAGAGGUGAUCCGAACCAACGGGCGCACAAAGAUGUACAACAAUAAACUAGUGAUAACCCAGAUCAUUCCGGAGGACGACGCCUUUUACCAGUGCCUGGCUGAAAACUCACAGGGCUCAGUUGUGUCCACAUCCCGUCUCAUCGUGGUACAGUCGGAGAACCGUCCCAGCGCUCCACGCAACAUCCACGCAGAAACUAUCUCAAGCUCAGCCAUCUUACUGGCGUGGGAAAGACCGCAAUAUAAUGCCGAUAAAGUCAUCGCCUACUCCAUACACUACAUGAAGUCUGAGGGUCUAAACAAUGAAGAGUAUCAGGCUGUGAUCGGGAAUGAUACAACCAGCCACAUUGUGGACGAUCUGGAGCCAGCGCGAAACUACACCUUUUAUAUCGUGGCCUACAUGGCGAUGGGUGCCAGUCGCAUGUCAGAGCAGGUCACAAGGCACACACUAGAGGAUGUUCCCCUCCGCACUCCUGAGUUGAGCCUAACAAGUCGCAGCCCUACUGAUAUCCUGGUGUCCUGGCAGCCUCUUCCUCCAAAACUCAGCCGUGGACGUGUGUCUGCGUAUCGUCUGUCCUACCGUACAGCUACAGAUGAGCAGGUAAACUCAGUUGAGCUGCCUGUCUCAGGUGAGAACGGCACCCAGUACCUCCUGCAAGAUCUGCAACCUGACACCAUUUAUCUGAUCCGGAUGUCUGUGUCAACCCGAGUGGGCUGGAGCCAACCAUCUGCCUGGAGCUCUCAUCGAACUCCCAAAACAUCCAGCGCCACAGUGCCUCCUGCCCCAAACCUUGAGCUUGAACCUCUAAACUGCACCUCUGUGUCGGUCCGCUGGUUUCCGGCUGCCAGUGAUGUUCUCAUUCAAGGAUUCAAGCUGUCUUUUCAUCCCGACGGCCAAUCAGAGGACUCCAUUACCCAGCUGCCCCCACAGGACCACCAGCACACCAUCACAGCGCUCAACCCUAGAGUGAAGUACCAUGUGAAAGUGUUAGCGUUCAGUGCUAAUGGAGACGGAUAUCAGGCCCAUCAAACGGUCAACACUCCUGGAUGUCCAUCUACACCAAACCGCCGAUUAGCUGCUCUUCCGCCUCCAGACCACACCCAUGCUAAAGCUAACAGCUCGUCUGCGGUGCAUCUGAGUUGGGGUCGUCCUGCGUUCAGCUCUGGAAAACCGGUCACUUUCUCCGUCCGCUACGGGCCCGCGAGUCCGUCUGAAGCCUCCAGCGUACGCUACAUCCAGACCUCUGAGCAAACCGUGAUGGUAACAGGUCUCCAGCCGAACACACGCUACGAGUUUGCUGUGCGUCUGCAUAUGGAUCAGAUGUCCAGUCCUUGGAGCGCCACUGUGUAUCAGAGAACUCUACUGGAAGCCCCGAUGUCUCCGCCGGAGUCUGUGAAAGUGACUCUCAUCGAGGCUGACACGGCGCUGGUGUGCUGGAAGCAGCCGAAUCAGCCAAAUCUGUCUGUUACACACUACACCGUCCUGUACGCAUCUCAGAGCUCGUGGCUCGCUGGAGAAUGGCAGGUCCUGCAGAGAGAAGGUACAAACACAAUGGCUCUCCUGGAGAAGCUGGAGUCAGGUAAUGUUUACCUGGUGAAGAUCUCAGCGUCUAACCUGGCGGGUGACGGUCCGUUCUCCAACACGGUCGAGCUGGCGGUCAAGGGUAAACCUCACCACGGUAAAAACCCUCGUCAUGCUGACAGCCAUGCUGAGAAAACAGCGUUUAUCGAUGGUUUGUAUCACAUCGAUGAGAAGUCGAUGAGCGGAAUCAUUGUUGGUGUUUGCAUUGCUCUGUCCUGCAUCAUCCUCUGCAUCUUCAUCCUCCUCUCCAAAACUCAAACACAGAAAUCAGCUUCCUCAAAGAUGAUUGGUUCAAUGAGAAAUGAGGUCAUGCAUAAUGAGGCCUCGUCAGCCAAUCAGCAGCCAGCGGAGAAUGCAGAGGUGCUUCUGCCGAUGAUGAGGAAUCACUUUAUUGAUGCCAAAGGAGGAUCAAAUUUGCUAAUAAACCAUGCUGGACCCAUCAAUUGUGGUUCUCAAACCAAGCGGAAGAGGUGGAGCAUCUUCAAUCAUUCCCAGAGGUCUAAUGAGAGUAAAAAUGAGACUGAGGAUCCUGCAUGUCUGUACGAAGUGGGGAAAACGGUUCUGUGUUACGAGGACGAGGCGGCAAAGGCGUCGCUGCACAUCCUCUAUCGGCCACUGGGGGAGUCGGAGAGUUCGCAAACCAGCGGCGGAGACUCCGGAAACUACUCUCAGGAUGAGACGGAAACCAGCAGCUCAAAAAAACCGACAUACCGACCAGAUGACGAAACGAACGAAACCGCAUCCUCUGUGUGCGUUGUUAACGUUUUAGAGGAAAUGCAAAACAAAUCUACCUCCAACCUUCAGUUUGUGCAGAUUCCCAUUUAAAUCUACUGUGUUUGUCACGCGAGUGGGCGUGGCAUGUGAUACAAAUGAGCGUGGCCUAUGGCAACAGUGGGUGUGGUGUGCGCUACAAGUGGGCAUGGUCCACAACAACAAUAGGUGCACUGAAAAAAAAUCGUUCAUUGGAUUUACUGAAUUGUUUUAGGUAAAUAGUGGCAAACAAUUUAUAUGGGCUCUAAUUUAAACAUUACAAAGUUUAAUUUGUUUAGAUUAAGCCCUUAUAAAUUGUUCGCGGCCACUUAUCUUAAAAUAGUAAAUCCAAUCAGUUAUUUUUUUUCAGUGUGUGGCCUGUGAUACUGGUGGGUGUGGCCUAUGAGUCGAAUGGGCGUGGCCAAUUAUUCCAAAGCCUAUAAAUACGAUUGCACCGUUUCCUCAGGAUGCAAUCGCUCCUGGAUAUUUGUGCCAAAAACAAAUUUCUUUAAAUAGCUUUACGAAGUCGCGGAUUAUCCUUCCGCCGACUUUGACGAACUUGCACAACUUUUCUCUUCGCGGAGAGAUUCCCAAAGAUGAAGCGUUUCUGAUGAAUGUGUUUUUCCUGCUUAUGAAUGUGUUGACGAACGCCUGACGUGCUUUACGCUAAUGGACGAGUGUUUUCUGUUUGUUUCUUAAAGCGACAGAGACGUUUGCUCUGCUGUCUCUCUACCUCAUUAUUCUGAUCACACUCGUUCUCAGACUAUAAUGUGCAACACUGGCUAAUAUUAGUUAAUGCAUUAAUUAACAAUGAUCAAUAUGUCUGUACGCUUUUUUAAAGAGUAAUUAAUAGAAAUGCAAACGUUUAUUGGUAGUUUGCAUCAGAUCAGGGAUUAAAUAUGAUUCACAGAUACAAGAUGGCAUCUAAGUAAUGUAUUAAUAAAUGUUGAAAUUAAUAAUAAGGAAAAAAUAAUGAUGGAAAAAAUUGUCUUGAAAAAUUUUGAAAUAAUUUGGC